AUGGUCUCAUGGCUUCUUCUUGCCAUAUCCACGAUCUCGAUCUUCUCCGACGUUACUACGGCUUCAGCAUCAGACCAGUGUCUUGGCGUUGACCAAAGAUUGCUGUUGCUCGAGCUGAGAAACAGCCUCGUCUUCAACGCCUCUGAGUCUUCCAAGCUAGUACAAUGGGACCAAAGUGCCAAUUCAUGGAGCGGCGUGACGUGCGAGGAUGGUCUUGUGGUCGGUCUUGAUUUGAGUGAAGAGUCGAUCUCUGGCGGAAUCGACGAUUCGUCGAACCUCUUCAGGCUCGAGUUCCUUCGGAGCCUGAACUUGGCGUUCAAUGCCUUCUACACUGUGGCAAUUCUGUCGAGCCUUGCAAAUCUCAGCCGCUUGGCGCAUCUCAACUUGUCCAAUGCUGGAUUCGCUGGGCAAAUUCCUGUGGAGCUAUCGUGCCUGACGAAGCUACAUACUCUUGAUCUUAGUUGGGCUGGGCUGAAACUUGAGAAGCCCGAUAUGAGGUCACUGAUUGGGGAUUUGAGGGAGUUAAGGGAGCUGUACCUUGAUGGGGUCAAUAUGUUUGCUUGUGGAAAUGAAUGGUGCGACGUGUUGUCUUCUUCAGUGCCGAAACUUGAGGUGUUGAGCAUGUCUUCAUGUUCUCUGUCUGGUCCUAUCAAUGCUUCCCUUAUGAGUCUUGCUAAUUUGUUAGUCAUUCAACUCGAUGGCAAUAACUUGUCCGCCACAGUUCCUAGUUCCUUAUCGAAUUUCUCCAACUUGAAAACUUUGAGCCUAUGGGGAGCUGGCCUGCAUGGAGAAUUUCCUCAUGAAAUCUUCCAGGUUCAAACACUUCAAACCCUUGACCUAUCAUCCAACUCCCUCCAUGGUUCUUUGCCAGAAUUUUCGAAGAAUAAUUCUCUCCAAACAUUGGUUCUUAGUGACACUGACAUGUCUGGGAGGCUCCCGGAUUCGAUUGAUACAAUGAGGGUAACCUUGAAAGGUGUAAAGCUAGAAUUCGUUAAGAUCCUGACAAUGUUCAAGUUGAUCGACUUCUCGAGCAACGGAUUGGCGGGUCCAAUACCAGAUACACUAGGAGAUCUCAAAUUACUUCAUGUUCUCAACCUAUCACACAAUGCCCUCUCGGGUUCAAUUCCUCCUGUUUUGGGGAAUCUAGGUCAGCUUGAAUCGCUAGACCUGUCAAGGAAUUACCUCAAUGGAACCAAACUAGCUUAG
This is a messenger RNA of Eucalyptus grandis, 1206 nucleotides long. RefSeq names its product probable LRR receptor-like serine/threonine-protein kinase At4g36180. The transcript has 2 exons. Lineage: Eukaryota; Viridiplantae; Streptophyta; Magnoliopsida; Myrtales; Myrtaceae. The record is from RefSeq and is a predicted model, not a curated record. The coding region runs from base 1 to 1206 and encodes 401 amino acids. Gene Ontology annotation, molecular function: protein binding.